This is a messenger RNA of Zychaea mexicana, 765 nucleotides long. RefSeq lists its product as uncharacterized. Lineage: Eukaryota; Fungi; Mucoromycota; Mucoromycetes; Mucorales; Lichtheimiaceae. The coding region runs from base 159 to 554 and encodes 131 amino acids. The record is from RefSeq and is a predicted model, not a curated record. The transcript has 2 exons.
AAGUACCAAGCGCAAUGGCAGUAGGAAGAUGUAAAAAUAAAGAUCGCGUUUAUUACAAUCGUCACUCGAUCUGCCCAAUAGUCACAAUUACAUUAUUUAAGAAAGUACAAUAAGAAACCAAGUUUAUUUGAUGUUGCCUGACAAGUCGACCGACUUUUAUGAAUCCUUCGUUCCUCAAGGGAGGUUGCCCUCCCUUGUUUUCCGCAAGCCUCAGUUCCCGGCAGAACCUACACCUCUCCCUUUCUUGUCCACAAGCCUCAGUUCCCGACAGAACCUACUCCUCCACAGUUCCUACAAAUAAAAGAAAUAUGAUAGCACAAACGUCUGUCAGCGGCGAACAUAUACGUACCCACAAGGGAGGUUGCCCUCCCUUGUUUUCCGCAAGCCUCAGUUCCCGGCAGAACCUACACCUCUCCCUUUCUUGUCCACAAGCCUCAGUUCCCGACAGAACCUACUCCUCCACAGUUCCUACAAAUAAAAGAAAUAGCACAAAGGUCUGUCAGCGGCGAACAUAUACGUACCUCUUUGCACACACUCUCGCUUUCAGUUUUUGAGGAAGAUAAAAAACCAAGAUGAAACAAAGAACUUUGCAACUGUACAAAAGAUGAGCAAGAGCCAGUCGUGCACGACUAGCUCCCUUCAACUAUGCACACCCACAGGGACACUCGAGCGGGAUGAAAAAUAAAAGAAAGGUAAAAAGUGAUAAUGAAAGAAACACUGCAAAUGUACAAAAGAUGAAUAUGAAGACUAAAGAAAAGAAUAAAG